UCCCGGGGUGAAAACUAAACAGAAAAAGGCGGGGAUAGUUUCUUUGUGUAGGCAGCAACGUGAAGAAAACAAACGUACCCGGGAACACGGUGCAGGGCGAGGAGACGGAACGAGGUCGGCACAUGAAGUUAGCAGACAGUUAGCAUGGACUCUACAGGACAAUAUUCCUAACCUGGAUGAAUUCUUUCCAUCUGUGGACACUUCCGGACUAGAGGAAUAUUAAUAAGACAGGAAAGGACGGGGACUGAAGGUUUAGGACAGCCUCCAGCUCAUCUGUGGGACGAGACCCUUCUGACUUCAGGACGUCCGUCUGGAAUUAGUUCCCCCUGAAGAACAAGAAUGAGUUCUCCACAAAAGAAACAGAGAGGAGAGGUACCCAAACGUCACCACUGUCAAGACUGUGACAAAUCCUUCACAACAUCUGGAUAUUUAAAGAUUCAUCAGAGAGUUCACACUGGAGAGAAUCUACACAGCUGUGAUCAAUGUGGGGCAGCUUUCACACGAAAGAGUAACCUAAAAAACCAUCAAAGCAUUCAUACUGGACAGAAUCUUCACAGCUGUAAUCAAUGUGGGGCAGCUUUCACACAACAGAGUGACCUAAAAAGACAUCAAGGCAUUCACACUGGAGAGAAGCCGUACAGCUGUAAUCAAUGUGGGACAGCUUUCACACGACAGAGUGACUUAAAAAAACAUCAACGCCUUCACACUGGACAGAAUCUUCACAGCUGUGAUCAAUGUGGGGCAGCUUUCACAAACCAGAGCAACCUAAAAUUACAUCAACUCAUUCACACUGGAGUGAAGCCGUACAGCUGUGAUCAAUGUGGGGCAACUUUCAGACGACAGAGUGACCUAAAAGUACAUCAACGCAUUCACACUGGAGAGAAGCCGUACAGCUGUGAGCAAUGUGGGAAUACUUUUUCUCAUAGUAGUAACCUUAAGACCCAUCAGCGCAUUCACACUGGAGAGAAGCCGUACUGGUGUGAACAAUGUGGGAAAACUUUUACUGUGAGUAGUCACCUUAAAAGACACCAGCGCAUUCACACUGCCUCGUAGUGAACAUGUUUCCGAGCCAAGCUGUUUCCUCCUGCCUCCUCCUCAUGCCCUGAUAGCUGUGUUGUUAUAUUCUGAUCUUCUCUCCACAUUGAAGGCUGACCA
This is a messenger RNA of Perca flavescens (yellow perch), 1155 nucleotides long. RefSeq names its product zinc finger protein 239-like. Gene Ontology annotation, biological process: regulation of transcription by RNA polymerase II. Bases 340 to 1053 code for a protein of 237 amino acids. The transcript is spliced from 3 exons. Gene Ontology annotation, cellular component: PcG protein complex; nucleus; transcription regulator complex. NCBI's taxonomy places the organism in Eukaryota, Metazoa, Chordata, Actinopteri, Perciformes, Percidae. Gene Ontology annotation, molecular function: DNA-binding transcription factor activity, RNA polymerase II-specific; RNA polymerase II cis-regulatory region sequence-specific DNA binding. The record is from RefSeq and is a predicted model, not a curated record.